Messenger RNA from Columba livia (rock pigeon), 14060 nucleotides. It is a transcript of the gene AKAP13, whose product is annotated as A-kinase anchoring protein 13. Gene Ontology annotation, molecular function: guanyl-nucleotide exchange factor activity; MAP kinase scaffold activity. The record is from RefSeq and is a predicted model, not a curated record. The coding region runs from base 344 to 8515 and encodes 2723 amino acids. The transcript has 41 exons. Gene Ontology annotation, biological process: regulation of Rho protein signal transduction; adrenergic receptor signaling pathway; positive regulation of canonical NF-kappaB signal transduction. Gene Ontology annotation, cellular component: actin cytoskeleton; membrane. NCBI's taxonomy places the organism in Eukaryota, Metazoa, Chordata, Aves, Columbiformes, Columbidae.
GGCGGGCACGGCGGCGCUGCUCAGGUUGCGGAGCCCACAGCCCCUGGCCCUCCUUCCUGCCCGCCUCCCCGGGCGGAGAGCACCCGGCCCGGCCGCCUCUUUCCCCCCUCCCCGUCCCCUUCCCUCUCCCUUCCCUCCCGGCCCCGCUGCCAGGGGCGAAGCCGCCCGCCGGGUCCCCGCGGCCUUUUUUCUUGGAUUUUAGUACUUGAAAACUCUCUAAUGACAACUUUGCUUAGGAGCUGAGCGUCGUGACCUGCCCUGCUCCUCCCUGCUCAGUGUGGGAACGACCUGAAAUACAUCUUGGAGCCACCUGUACUGCUUUUUGCAGUUAAAGUAAGGUUCAAUGUUUUGGCAGCUCUUUCAGUGUUCCGAGGUCAUGAAACUUAAUCCACAGCAAGCUCCAUUAUAUGGUGACUCUGUUAUUACAGUGCAGCUGACUGAGGAAGAUCAAGUUGAAGAUGAUGUAGUUUUUUACUUAGUCUUCACCGGGUCAACUGUCCAACACUGCACAAGCACAAGAAAGAUUAAUCCUGGGAGUCUGGAGACGAUUUCUCCUGGCCAUGACUGCUGUGAGACGGUGAAGGUGGCACUCUGUGCCUCUAGAGAAGGUCAUCCCGUUCUGGUUGUGGCAGAAGAGGAUUUCCAGUUUGUCCAGGAUGAAGCCUAUGAUGCCGCCCAGUUUCUGGCCACCUGCGCUGGCAACCAGCAGGCACUGAAUUUCACCCGGUUCUUGGACCGCUCAAGACCACCUGCUGCAGAUGUGGACUUUUUGGAUGAGAAAGUGGCUUUGGCGUUUCGACACCUGAAACUGCCAGCAGAAUGGAAUGUGCUGGGAGCAGACCAGUCCCUGACCGAGAACAUCCCUCGGGAAACACUGAUGCAUUUUGCGGUGAGGCUGGGUCUGCUGCGGCUGACGUGGUUUCUGCUCCAGCAGCCGGGUGGAAGAGGAGCUCUCAGCAUCCACAACAACGAAGGGGCAACGCCGGUGAGCUUGGCCUUGGAGAGGGGCUACCAGAAGCUGCACCAGCUUUUGACAGAAGAGGAAGCCAAGGAACCGGAGUCCUGGAGCACCUUGUCUCACACCGUGCACUCGGGGGACUACAGCGUGAAGCACCACCGUGGGCUCAAUGUUUACAUGCUGACGGCUGAAGCCAAGGAAGGGACAGCAGCCAGCUUGGAGAGUGAUAUACGGCACCUUCAGAUGCACAUGCAGAGCCACCAGCACAUGAGUUUAAGGCAGCGGACACAGCCUGUACUGGGAGAUUCUGGAGACAGCUGUGCUGAAGGAGCAGAACCAGAUGGUCACCCAACCACUGCUUCUCAGAAAGCAGAAGAAAUGACCAGAGAAGGAAGGCAGGAAAGUCCAUCUGAUCUCGUUCACCUGGACAUUGGGCAGCUCUCAGACCAAACCCACCAGGAGGAGAAAGACAACAGCAGGAGUUUGGGAGCUUUUAAUGAUGCACCAAAUGACUUGCUGAGCCUGGAGGAUGCAGAGAGCCCAGAGUGCUUCUGUGAAAGUAAAAAUACAGCGAUGUUGAGUAAAAAGGAAGAGGAGGGGCCAACCUCUGCUGGAGGCUCUGGGACUAUAUCAGAUGAGAAGGAAUGCACAGCGAGCCCCUGUGCAAGCGUCAGUGGUGCCGUAAACCUUCCAUCCUGUGGAAAUACAAAUGAGGAAGCUGGAAUGACAUCUGCUGGAGUUGGUUUGGAUCAAGCCGGCUUGUGCAGUAGAGAUAGUCCCCAUCAGGAAGCGCAGGCUGGGGAGGAGCGUGCGGCUGACAGUGCUGUUACUGUGGUUGAAACUGCAGUUGAAGCCCCAGCUUCCUUGGAGGGCGUGGAUGUGGCUAUGGGCCAGACUGAAUGCAAGAACUGUGCAGGGGCGGCUGAGAGGGCUGCGGGCCAGCAUCAGGUAGAGGAUGGGAUGGCUGAGGCUGGUGAAAGGAGGACUGUGAACCGAGAAGAGCAAUCAGCAGCUAAGGAAGAGUCAGCCAGUGCUGCUCAGCCAUUACUUGGUGGUUUUAAUGGCAAUGAGUGUGCAGAUGGGGAGCAUGCAAAUGUGGGAUUAGUACCAGCACAUGACGGUACGAAUACAGACGGUGGCACUGGCGAUGUCUCCAUUGACCUUUGCAAGGCCGGCAGUAACAGAGAGACUGGAAAAGAUGUGUGCACUCAUCAGGUAAACAGUGGUUUCUUGGAAAGCCAAGGUGAUACCCAUGUCGUGGCAAGGCAAGAAGUUACUGCGAGCGCUGGGGCAGUGUUGCCAGCAUUGAAUGGGGUGAAGGUUCCCACGUGUGCAUCAAAACCUGGUCCUGGUUCGGAAAUCCAUGGCAGUGGGGAGCGAAAAGGGCAGGUGGAAGCGGAUUGCACAGAUGGGAAGUCCAGCUCACCCUCACUGCAAGACACUGCAGAGACUGAUGGCCCUAAUGCUAAACCUGAAAACAAUGAUGUUGGUGGAUCUAAUCAAAGCAGUGCAGAACCUGCGGGUUGCCAGGAGAGUGGUAAGAUUACUGAACGUGUGGCCAAAGUAAUGGAGGGCAGUGAAGCCUAUGAAGAGGAGCCAGCAGGAACUGAUACCAGCAGCAGCAGAGACGGAGGAAGCGCAGAUUCUGCAGCCAGAGCUCAGGAAGUUGCUCAGUGUCGCCCUUCUGCUGAUCAGACUGUCCUUAACGAUGAAAUGGGUGACAGCUUAAAGCCGGACGCUGCUCAGGAGAGCAAACAUGAGCCUGCAUCAGUCCCUCUGGAGGAUUUGAGAAUGUGCCUGGCAGAAAAAGAGCCUUCACAAACCAAAACGGAGAGAACAGAAAGUGCUUUGGAGCAGGAGGGGCUGAGCGACAAGAUGAAAUUGCUCACUCCCCUGCCCAGGGGAGAGGGACCCGCUGUGAGUCAGGAGGGAGAUGCUGCAGUGGCACCUCCCGGGCAGGAGGCAGCCCCGCAAGGUAAUGACCCUGGAUCAGCUCCGUGUGCCAAGGGCGCAGACUGUGUGGAGGAUAAUUUAAUAGGCACACCCUCUGUAAUUCAUAAUGAAGAAUCUAAACAAAACCAGGAAGUGGUGGCGGCACUGGCAGGCGUGGCAGAGCUCACCCGGCAGCAUGGUGGGGAGCAUGGCAGGGUAGCUGCCGGAGCUGGCUGUCCUGGUGACCAUGCUGAGGACAAGGGCUUUCCAGAGCAAGGCUCCUCACAGCAGGCUGCAGGAGGCAAAGCUGAGGCUGACAAGGCUUGUGCAAGUGGCAGUGAGCAGGUUUUAUCGGAGGAACUUCUUGCUUCUGUUGUGAGACCAUCUGUCUGCAGUCAGGUGGGGCCUGUGGCAGGCAGCGACGAUGUGGAUGCUGGGCUGAAAGGGAAGGUCUCUGCCAAAGAAAUGUGUGAGACCAGGGCGGCGGAUGCAGAAGGCACCAUGCAUGGACCCACAGUGACAUGCAAGUCACCGGGUGAGAACAGUGACUCUUGUCCAGGUGCAGGGCUGAACCCAGAGCAUGAUCCCAGCCAAACACAACAGCAAAUCUCCCCAUGCAGCAGCACCCCCGAGUUCAAGGAUGCUUCACAAAUGGGAGCCCCUAGUGAUGCCUGUGGGGGUAAGGAAGUGUUGAGACCGGUGGCAAUGUCCCCUGCUGCAGUGUAUUCAGAAGAACAGGAGGACAUGGAAAGCGUGCUGCCACGGGCAGCGCUUCAGCCCAUCGCAGAGGAGCCCAUGUGCGACAGCGACUCCAGCACCGACACUGUCUGUCCGGCCGGUGAGAGCAAUGCUGGUCCUUCCACGAAACCAGCUCAGGGGAACAUCUUGGCUGAGCCCGAUGGACAGCAAAGUCGAGCUGCACCUGAAUUGCCCUUCUUGCCGUGUUUGUGCCGUAUACAUGCUGUUGAGUCACUGGAAAAUGUGGGAGUAAAGAGUUUGGUUUCAGCAGAUGAUGGCUCCUCUCUGGAUAAAGUUCCUAAAAUGGUAAAAAGUUUCGAUGCAGUUGUUUUUGCAGCAGAGACACCUUUUUCCCCUGAAUUACCAGCUGUGGAAAAAUUGGGGCUUGACACCCAGCCUGCAGUGGAUGUGGGAGCCAGCCUUAACGGAGAAGUGGAUUUAAGUUCUUCGAAAAAGAAGAGGAAUGUCAGCCCAGCAGUGCAAGGAGCAGAGCCUGUUACAGGGAAGCUGGAAAUGAAAACUGAAGACGAGGUGAAUUUUCUGAAAGAUCACAACGGGAGCACAACCCACGAAGAGGCGAUAAACCGUGAGAGCUGGUGUUCAUUGGAGCCAUGUCCCGAUUCUUCCCUGCUGGAACGCAAGCGGACGCAGGAGUCUCCAGAAUGUGAGAACUUCUUGGAGGAUGGGCUGAGUAGCGUCUGUGCCUCGUCACAGGGUGUCCUUAAGAGAGAGUCCGGGAGCGAGUCUGACCUCUUCCCCUUGCCUGGUGAUGGGAUGGAAGACCUUGUCUUUGGAAAGCAGCCUGAAGAUGAGCAGUCUGCAUGCGAUGUCACCAGCUCCAGUUCCUCUGCAGAUGACACCAUAUCCCUGGAGAGGAACUCAUCCCUGGGCAGCGACACGUCCCUUCCCUUCCCGCCGAUGGUGAACUUCGUCCAUCCCAAGGACAGGCACAGCCUGGACGGCAGCUGCACCAUCAUGGUGGCUGCAGAGGGAGGAGAGAAGGAAGAGGAGCUGGACAGUAUCACGGAUGUGCCGACUCAUUCCUCCAUCUUACGGAACUCCAUGCGGCCGCUGUCGCCUUUCCGUCGACACAGUUGGGGGCCAGGGAAGAAUGCCACCAACGAAGCAGAAAUAAAUCAGAGGAGUUCAAUGCGAGUUCUGGGGGAUGGUAUAAAGAAGCCUCCCAUUCAUAGGAGAAGUUUGAGCUGGUGUCCCUCUGGUGUACAAUUCAUUGCCAUGGGUCCUGACUUUACUUGUAGAAGUUACAGCCUAGAAGGCCUUGCUGGAGACUCUGGUGAGAAAAAGAAGCCUUCUACAAACUUGGAGGCUUCUUCUUUGAGCUCCAAAGACCUCAGCCGGAGUCGGCUUGCCAGCAGUCAGUGUGGGUCCCUGGUCUUACUCACUGAAGAACUGGAGCAAGGGGAAAUCAGAGACUACGACCACCAGAUGCAUCAAACGUCGCAGCCACAAGGAUUUAAUUUCUGUUCUUCCGCUGUUUCAUCUCCACUGACCAAAUCUAUGUCUCUAAUGUCGAUUAGUAAACCAGUGCUGGACAGUACGCAGGCGUUCAGCGGCCCCGCGGGUUCCUCAGUUCAGAGCAUAUCUGAAGAGAGCAGCAGUGUCCCUGCUGGUAAAAGUGGAACAAAAGUCAGUCGCACCUUCAGCUACCUCAGGAAUAAAAUGUCCAGCAGCAAGAAGAGCAAAGAAAAAGAGAAAGAUAAAGAGAAGACUAAAGAGAAGGACAAAGAUUCCAAGGAGAAGGAAAAAGACAAGAAGCUGUUAAACGGGCAUCUCUUCACUGCAACCUCUGUUGUAGCCCAAGCAACCUGUUACCACUGUAUGAAACCUUUCAAUAAGGAUUCGUACUACUGUGCAAACUGCAAUGCAAUUGUUCACAAAGGCUGUAAGGAAAGUUUUGCUUCUUGUGCCAAAGUCAAAAUGAAGCCACAGAGAGGGAUGCUGCAGGCUCAUGAUACCUCUUCAUUACCCACAGUAACCAUGAGAAACAAAAGCUCACAACCCAAGGAGCGCCCUCGCUCUGCAAUACUUGCUCCUGAUGAAAACACCGUAACCUCAAUAUUCAAUAACAGGAGAUCACAACAGCCUACAGCACUUUCAAAAAGUGUCUCAAUACAGAACAUUGCAGGAGUCGGGAACGAUGACAGCUUAAUACACACUUGGAAAUUCCUGUCGCAGUCAACAGACUCCUUACAUAAAAUCAGCCGGGUGAAUGAAUCCAUGGAGUCACUGGUUGACGAAGGUGCGGACAUGAAUGAAGGACAGCUGAUGGGAGACCUGGAAUUAGAUUCCAAGCAGCUGGAGGCAGAGUCCUGGAGCCAGGUGGUGGACAGCAAGUUCCUACAGCAGCAAAACAAAGAUGUUGUCAAACGGCAAGAUGUCAUUUACGAGCUAAUGCAGACAGAAAUGCAUCAUGUCCGCACCCUGAAGAUCAUGAACGAUGUAUACAGUGCAGGGAUGUUAAAGGAACUGCAGUAUGAUCAACAAGUCGUGGACAAGAUCUUUCCCUGCCUGGAAAACCUGCUGCACAUCCACAGUCACUUCUUCCAGCGGAUUUUGGAAAGGAAGAAGGAGUCACUGGCAGACAAAAGUGAAAAGAACUUUGUUAUCAAGAGGAUAGGUGACAUCCUAGUGAAUCAAUUCUCUGGUGAGAGUGCUGAGCGAAUGAAAAAAACAUAUGGCAAAUUCUGCGGGCAUCACAAUGAAGCAGUAAAUAACUUCAAAGAUCUGUACUCAAAGGACAAGCGGUUUCAAGCAUUUGUCAAGAAAAAAAUGAGCAGUUCCCUGGUGAGGCGUCUUGGGAUUUCUGAAUGUAUCUUGUUGGUAACACAGCGAAUCACAAAGUACCCGGUCCUUUUACAAAGGAUACUGCAGUACACCAAAGAAAAUGAGGUGGAACAUGAAGACUUGACUCAGUCAUUAAACCUCGUUAAAGAUGUGAUUGCUGCAGUCAAUAGCAAAGUCAGCAAUUAUGAAAAGAAAAUGCGCCUUGGUGAGAUUUACAACCGAACGGAUAGCAAGUCCAUCAUGAGGAUGAAGAGUGGCCAGAUGUUUGCAAGAGAGGACUUGAGGCAUCGGAAGCUCAUCCGAGAUGGGCCCGUUUCACUAAGAAACGCAGCUGGCCGGUUAAAAGAAGUCCAGGCUGUUCUCCUCUCUGACAUGCUCAUAUUCCUUCAGGAGAAGGACCAGAAGUAUGUCUUUGCCUCACUGGACCAGAAAUCCACCGUGAUCUCUCUAAAGAAGUUGAUCGUACGAGAAGUGGCUCAUGAAGAGAAGGGCUUGUUCCUGAUCAGUAUGGGGGUAAAAGAUCCCGAAAUGGUGGAAGUCCAUGCCAGCUCCAAAGAAGAGCGUAACGGCUGGAUGCAGAUCAUUCAAGACACAAUGAACACAAUGGAUAAAGAUGAAGAUGAAGGAGUCCCUUGUGAGUCUGAGUUUGAAAAGAAAGUGUGGGACGCAAAAGUGAGAGGACUGAAAGAACAACUUCAGCAGAAGGAUAAGCAGAUCCUCCUCUUGCUGGAGGAGAAGACUAAGAUCUUCCAGGACAUGGCAGACAGUUCUGUGCAGGAGGACAUGCCAGGCUCCAGGCUGCUCUUCAGAGCCAACACAGAAGAGGCACCAAAAGGAGAGUCCAUUAUGAAAACUGCAUUAAAUGAGGUUGAACUCCUGCAAGACUUGGUGAACAGGAACCUGGGCACUGCCCUCGGGCAGCAGGUCAGCAGCGCUGCCAUGGAACAAGAAGGAGGAGUUGGCCCAGUCUCUCUCCCUAGAAGGGCAGAAACUUUUGGAGGAUUUGACAGUCAUCAGAUGAAUGCCUCCAAGUCAAAGCAGAAGGGAGGUGUUUCCUCCUGCAAAGAGGUGGAAGGUCCGAGGACGUGGUGCAGGAGAGAAGGUGGAGCGAAAGAUGAAGGCGAUGAUGCUCAGGACCUUCGGAGAACAGAGUCGGACAGCAUUUUAAAGAAGGGUGGAAAUGCUAAUCUGAUGUUCAUGUUGAAAAGGAAUAACGAGCAGGUCCUCCAAACCAUUACCAGCCUCCAUAAGCUGCUCAGUGCUUUGCAGGGUGUCGUGCUGCAGCAGGACACCUACAUCGAGGACCAGAAGCUGGCUCUGAGUGAGAGAGCUCUGACCCGAGGCUUCUUUCGGCCAACCUCGCUGCUGGAGCAAGAGAAGCAGCGCAACCUGGAGAAGCAGCGCCAGGAGUUGGCCAACCUGAAGAAGCAGCAGACACAGCACCAGGAGGAGAGGAGGAGGAGAGAGAAGGAGUGGGAAGUGCGGGAAAAAGAGCUGGCAGAGCAGGAGGCUCAGCUGGCCCAGCGAGAGGAGCAGGUCCAGAGAGGGUGGCAGGAUCUCGAGCGGGAGCGAGAGGAGCUGCAGGUGAAGAAGGCCUCCUACCAGCUUGACCUGGAGAGGCUUCGUGCGGCGCAGAAGCAGCUGGAGAGGGAGAAGUUACAGUUCAAGCAAGACAUGGAGCGAUUAGCUCAAAUGCGGCAGGAGCCUGACCACAACCAGGUUUCAAAUCUGCAUGAGAAACUCUCAAGAGUCCCCUCCCAGUCCAGUGUCGAUGACUCCUCCAAGCAGAAGAGCCCUUCCCUUCCUAAACAAGGGCACUUUGAUGCAGAACUGUCUGUCUCCCCUAAAAGGAACAGUCUUUCAAGGACACACAAAGAGAAAAGCACUUUCCAUUUGCUUAGCACAACAAACCAGACUAACAAGGUGGCUGAGGAACAGCCCCAGAUGCCUACUCGCCUCUUCAGUUUAGCCAAACCAAAAGAGAAGAAGGAAAAGAAGAAAAAGGGCAGGGGACAUCGCUCCCAACAGUCUGAUUCUCACUCGUCAGAAGCACCUCCAGAGGGUGAGGAGAUCUUCUGCUGAGCACGGACGGUUCCAUCGGUCACUCGGCAUUGGUACAGUGGACAUCUCCCUGCCCGCUCCACAGCUCACUGCUGGUGCCUGCAUCUGACGAGCAUCUGGAGGUUUUAUUUAAAACAUGUUAUGAAGUCUGUUAAGUGGUGGGAAAGGGCCUCUCUCCUGUGGUUUUGGGUGAAUUCUCACCGCGGAGGCUGACUGCACGGCAAACAGUACCGUGUCUCUGUGCAAACCUUGGGUUAAAUGGAUCGGGAUAGAUGUUUUCUGUCUCUUCUUACUGCUAAAGAAUGAGAGAACGUAGCCUUAAGGGGUCUGUGCCUUCAGAUUCCCCUUUUCUGGGGAACCUAACCAAAACUAAACAUUUAGCAAAAGAUGAGGACUCUACAAAUGGUGCGUACACACUGGCAUAUAUAGAUAUACUGUAUAUAUACAUAUAUGUAUGUAUGUAUCCACUGGGAUAUGCUUACAGUCUGUACAGCUAAGCUUAGCUCAGCGCAUGGGGAUAGGUGAUACCUGGUGACUUUCAGGGAGCACAUAGAUAUUAAAUAUCUUGCCCUUACUGCUCCAGUUGUAACACCGUUGACUUGCACACCUGUUUUGUGCUCAUGGUAUGUGGACUGUUUGGUCUCAGAAAGGUACCUUACACUAGGAAGCAGUAACAGCGUUCAAAACAAAAUUUCAGAGAGGAAAAAAAAAUCCAAAAGAUUCCCAUGGGACAGAGGAUUUAAAUGUCAAACUGUUUCCAGGAUCAAGCAGAAUUUAUUUAGGUAUAUUUAAAACAAAGCAGAAAAGAGAAAUUUGGUAGGCUUGUAAGACAAUCCCAGGGACUCAGAACAUUUUUUUACACAAUCUCUUUGAGCUCCAUCUCAGUCUUCCCGUCCCCUAAGUAAAGUUGUUUGGUUUUGUUUUUUGGGGUUUCUUUUUGCCAGAGCACAGUUCUCCAGUUGCAUUUGACAUCCCUGAUGACUUACUGGAGAGAUGGCUGAAAAAUCUGAUUUUAGGGACCUUUGUUCUGUUAAUUGUAUUUUUCUUCCACCUCUUACUGUGUUACUGUUGGGCUUCUGUUUCUCUGGAUUUUGUCAGCUUCCUUUGCUCAUUUCCAGGGCAGAAUGAGCCAACAGUGAUUUCAGAGCAUUUCAGCGAGAUGUCAGGGGAUGAACGCAGUGAGCAGAGCAAACUCCACAGAGGCGGCUCCUAGUCCCUCUGCACUUAUUAACUGUUUCUGGGGAGAAAAUACAUUCUCAUGGACAAAAACACUGUGUGGCAGGUCUGUUUCCAUCACUGUGGGCCGCAGGGUGAAGGAGUCCAUGUGUCCCCAUGUUGCCAUCAACACAAACGGAAGGUCUGUGCUGACUGCGAGGUGUUUGUACAGCUGUCGAAUAGACGGACGUGAAGAGAAAUGUAGGAAGCCAAACUUUCUUCCAAAAUUAUUGUUCUUCCAAACCCUGUCAGGGGAAUUGCCUGAGAAGGUUUGUAAAUGGUUAUGAGAUGCUAUCAGCUUCAAAAUAGCUCAAGGGUUUGCUCAGAGUUUGAAACUGUCAAGGGCAUUUCCUCUCCAACUAGUUUUUCUUUUUUUUAAAAAAAAAGUGUUUAUCUUCUUGCACUUUUGUAUGAUUUCAGCUUCUCCUGAGGUAGUAACCUGCAGCAGUUUUCAGAGCUUGGUGCUGAUGAGUAUCAGCAGCAUUGAUGGUGAGAUGGGUGCUUAGGCUGGUCUGUCUUGGUCAGUGCAGGAAUCCUGAACUGCCUGCUUGCUUUUGAAGCUCUCUAAACUAUCAGGACUCAAAAAAAAAAAAAAGACAAAAAAGGAAGAAAGGAAAAAGGGUUGAGAUUUAUUUUUAUUUUACUGGUUUUAAAUAUUAUUUGGUGCUUGUUCUUAAUUGCAAGCAGGGCUUGCAAAAAAUAUUUAUCUUUCUGUUUAUUUGAAAGAGUUCUUUUUUUAAAAGAAGUUUACUUGGGUUUAUUUUUUUAUUUUUUACUUUUUAUUUUGCUUUCAUUUGGGUGUUUGAGGGCUGGUUUGUGGGUUUUUCUUUCUUUUUUGUUUGUUUGUUUUCUUAGCAAGAGAUCGGUAAACCAAAUGUUCUUAUCUGCCCGGUUCCUACAAAACCAGGGUUUGGGCAGUGCUGCUUUGCAGCCUAUGCCAUGCCCAGAGUUAUACUAUUUCAAGUGAGAGCUUUCUUGAAGGCAGUGCAUCUUUGGGCCAAAAAAAAAUCUGGAAAAAGAAGCAGUGACUUCAGACAUGACUGCUACUAUCAGUUAGUUUCCUUGUAAAAAUAUUUUUGUUUAGAUUUUCUCUCAUCUCUUGGAGACAAAGGAAAAAGCAAAACAUGGAGCAUCUUGCAGUGACGUGAGAGUCUGGUUGCUUGUCCAGAGAGAUCUCUUUUCCUAAACCUGAAAGGAGCUGGAGGAGGCAUGUGCUGGUAGUGUGAUCUUUUUCAUGAGAAAAACACCAAUUUCACCAAAUGGCUUCUACCCUGCUAUUUGUACAUAUGCAAAAAUGAAUGUGCCAAGCUGAAAUGUUGGGAAACCAAAGCGGUGCAUGGCUCAUUUACUGUUGUGUAAACAGAGAUCAGGUCCACAGUAUUUCUGAAAGUUCCCUCGGUCUGUAAUAGCCUUUGCCAGAGUGAGCUUUUCUUUUUAUCCCUUACGUUUUUCCCAGUCCCAACAUCCUGAAUUCACAGCAUGGGAAUGUCCCAUGGCUCCAAGAAGGGCAUUGUAAGGGAGAUGUAUGACCCAGAGCAGCAGGGCUGAGCCUCUUCUGCCUGGCUUGGCCAUCUCUUCUGACCUUUGCAAAUCAAAAAGUGCAUUCAGUGCCCGAAGUGAAAACAGUAUAAUAUUUACUCAGUGAUCUCCUAAGGUCCCCGUGGUUCCUUGUCAAAGAAACCACAGACAUGAGUCAGAAAUACACCUACCAGAAAUAUUGCGUAUCAAAGCUGUUUGUGUCUUAAAUUCUGGUGGACAGACCUUUGUCCCUGGAGGAUGUAUGUUACUGUAUGAUUCACUUUUUUGGAAUGAAGCCUUUACUCCCACACUGCUUCCUCCUUCUUUCACCUUUAGGAAGGUGAGGGCUUGUUUUUAUCUCUUUUUCCCUCUUGGGUUUUCUUUGGAAAGGCUUGGCAUAUGUUCCCAGAGUCAGAUGCCCACUCUGAUCCCUGCAGGUUGCCUAGGGUUGUCUGCUAGAUUACAGUCCCAGCUUUACAUCACCAAAGCUUUUCCUCUUCCCGGACCUAGAAUUGCGUUUGCUCCAGUUCCACGCCUGGCAUCCAUCCUGCAGUUGUUGAAAGGAUGUUGUUUCUUCAGCCCAGCCUGAUGCUGUAUCUAAUUCCCAGAGCUGGUCCUUUGAUCCAACUUGGAGCACCCAAACCAGCCCAUUUUGCAUUGGGAUCUUGCAACACAGAACAGGUUCAAAAAUGUCUGUGCAAAAUCCAAAUACCUGGAGCGAGAAGAGGACUCUGCAAGGGCUCUUGGAGCUGUUUUUGCUAGUGUUUCAUGGAGGGGAAAAAAAUCAGACUUUCUUUUCUAAGGCUUUUCUUUGCCUAUUCUUUAUCACUGCCCAACAGAAGGGGUUUCAAUGACCAGGGAAGUGGGAGCACGGGCUCAGAUGGAGUAAAAAAGUAGUCAGUAUUAGCUGGGGGUGCCAAAACACCCCGGCGAUAGAGAGCAGCUCUAGCAAAUGGUGUCAGACUUGGUGGAGUUGUGUGGGGUUGGCCUUAGCUUCUUUUAAAUGAUCAUCUCAACAUGUAACUUGAUAUCAGUUUGAUGCCAUAAAGCACUUUAAAUGGAACUGGUCUUGUCCCUUUUCAUCUUGGUUACGUGGAGACAAUCAGCUUUGCCACUGCUUCCCCCUCCUCAUCCCAGCAAAGUUUGAGCUGCAAUUAGGCAUAUUUCUGGUUUGGUUUGUUUUUACCCCGAGAGGACUAGAGAGAGCCAAGCUUUUUGUAUUCUUUUUAGACCAAAGUGGGUGUGAAUCUGACUACAGUCACACCGCAGACAGGGUGAGUGGCAGGACCAGAGAACUGCCUUCUGAUGGCUCACGUCUGUCCCCCAGGAGAAGCCCAUGCCAGUGUCAACAUCCCGUUCCUUGCAGCGGGGAAGCAGUCCCACCAGUGGUUGGUCCUUCACCUCCUUUUCUUUGGAGAAACCCAGAGCAAAGGAGGUGGGGAGGGAUGCACCAAGUAAGUGCAGUGAGGCCCUUUCCAUGCACUAACUUACUGUCCAGGCCACUGGGACACCUCCCAGGUGCCAUCCCUGGGCCAGUAGCUCUCACCACCGCUGAGGGUGGACUCCUCAUUCUUGAAGUUUGACCACAGCUGAGAAGCAUAGUAAUGCCAUUUGUGGAUUUCUACUGCCUUUUGAAGGCACGAGCAUCCAUAGAGUCUCAUCAUCUUUGCACCUUCCUUGAGGCACUAGGGUAUCUCACAGCUGUUGCUGAAACACCCAAAUCCAGUCCUUCCAAAUGCCACCGAGUCAGAAGAGGUUCAUCAGGUGCCAAAUCCCGAGGAAGCUGCCUAGAAUAUCUGUGGCACGGGGCAAGGGAGGACUGGGCAGGGGGCACAAGAGAGUAUCUGCUAAAAUCCCACAAAACAUUCCUUGUUAACCAGAACUCUGGAAAUUAUUCUGCCUGCUGGCCAGGUUUGGGAAUUUAACAUAAUUUAAGGCACCCUUUUAAAUAAAAAAAAAGCCUCCCCUGCUGCUCAUAACUCUCGCUUCAUUUGUCAGAAGGGGCAGCAAUCAAUGAUUAGUUCUCGAUCCGGUGAUGCAGCUAAGUUUUAAAGGUAGGCGAGCUGAACUGGCUUAAUCUCCUACACCUCGUGCUCUUGAGUGAUGGGAAGCGUAAUGCUGGUUCCCUUCCCACCUGCAUCUUCAGGGCUCGGUGCUCUUUUUUUCCACACGCAUUUCACUGACACUGAUGCUUUGCCCAAAUAUAUUCAGCUUCCGUUGCUUGGGGGAGGGGGAACAGGAUAACAAUCACUGCUUUGCAUACAGCUAUAAGAUUUGUAUGUAUUUAAGCUGUUUAUAGGUAUCCAUCCUUUCCCUGCUCUAAAGUAUUUUACUAUUUUCUUUAAGGAUAUUAAACACUGACUCUAAGAAAAAAAAAAAAUCUAUGUCCAGUUCAGUUCGUCUAUGGUUAAAGUUUAGCCUGGUGUUUGUUUUGUACUAAUACGGAAUGCACUUGAGUAAUUUCCAGAGCGUUGAGGAGGUGUAUUAUAAUAACCUGAUAUACCUCUGCUUUUGGUUUGUUUCUUAAAAACGAAUAAAUAAAAAUGCUUUGCAUUUUCAUGUUGAACCCAUUAAAAAAAAAAAAAAGUUGUAAAAAAAAAAAGUUGGAAAAAAGAAUUUUUAAAAAAGAGGGUAAAACCUAAUUGCUGUAUGUUAAUUUGUAAUUAUGUAAAAAGUGAGCAGGUUAUUGACUGUAAAAUUCUCCAGUUUUUCUGUAACUUGCCAGAAACCAUUAGGUUUUGUAACAAGCUUUUAUUUAUCUUCCUUUUUAGUUAUCAGCAUCAACCUCUUGUAAAGUCAUUUUUCCUCUAAAUAAAUUUGAUUUUAAGUCUGA